Messenger RNA from Salvelinus namaycush (lake trout), 5577 nucleotides. It is a transcript of the gene cep63, whose product is annotated as centrosomal protein 63. Gene Ontology annotation, biological process: centriole replication; de novo centriole assembly involved in multi-ciliated epithelial cell differentiation. The transcript is spliced from 14 exons. The record is from RefSeq and is a predicted model, not a curated record. Lineage: Eukaryota; Metazoa; Chordata; Actinopteri; Salmoniformes; Salmonidae. The coding region runs from base 119 to 2254 and encodes 711 amino acids. Gene Ontology annotation, cellular component: centriole.
UAUCCCAGAAUGCCCUGCGGGGAAACGGACUGUAAACACAGCAGUUGUUAGCUAGAGCUCACUAGCUGCUAUCUAACGUUACGAGGCCUUGCUAUUCCUAGACCAUGUAGCUAAGUGGAUGCCGGUUAGAAGCCAAUUACUCGAGAUGGAUGCCUUUUUGGGAUCUCUGCAAGACCAUGACGUGAGCUCUGUCCUGACGUCCUGUGAGCCCGAGCUGCAGGAGCUGAUGAGACAGAUAGACAUCAUGGUGAACCAUAAGAGGACAGAGUGGGAGGCAGAGAUCCAUGCCAUGGAGCUGCGUCUGCACAGCGGAGAAGAGGAGCUCCUCUCAGCCAGAAAUCUCAUAGACCAAAAGAACUCAGAGGUGGGGUUGCUCCGCAAGCAGCUAAAUGAGGUCCAGACAGGGAAGCAAGAGCUGGUCAUUAAAUAUGAGGAACAACUGCAGCGUGUCAAAGAUGAGUUGUCUAAGCUGAAGCACAGCUACCAGAAGCUUCAGAGUAAACAGCUGAAGGAGUCUCGUGAAGGAGCCAAGAGCCGCGAGGAGGACCGGACAGAGGUGACCCGCCUCAAUGGAAAGAUAGAGGAGUUCCGUCAGCGGUCAGCAGAGUGGGAGAACCAGAGGAUGCAGUACCAGAAGCAGGUGUCUUCCCUGGAGACGCAGAGGAAGGGUCUGGCCGAGCAGUUCACUAAUAUGAAGUCCCAGGGAGCAGCGUGGCUACAGGACCCAGGAGGAGGGCGUGCCGGGCAGGCAGAUCUGCAGAGGCUGAGGGGUCAGUUGGAGAGGGCCCAGGAUACACUGCACUCCCAGGAACUGGAGCUGGAACGACUCAGACACCUCCAGGAGCAGCUGAGGGGAGAGCCCAGGAGGGGACCGCAUGUGCUGACAGAGGAGAAUGAGGGCCAGAAGCAGCAGUUCUGUAAUGACCUGUCCAAGCUGACCAGGGCCCUGCAGGCUAAAGAACAAGUCAUCCGGUCUCUAGAGGAGUGUCUAGGAGCCCAGGAGAGAGGUGGCUCAGGACUACAGCUCCUCAGACAGGACCUAGAGAAGACUACUACCAAGCUACACUCUGCCCAGGCCUGUGAGGUCCACCUGAAGACUGAUCUAGCCAGACUCAGAGACAGACUGGAGACUAUGAGUAGACAGAGAGGAGAGUUGGUCACGAGAGAAACGGAGCUAAAGCAUAUCAAGGAAGAGAGGAGUCGCUCUGUAACUGAGGUGAAACGGCUGCGCGAGGAGCUGGCGAGGGCGGAGCAGACGCGCUGCUGGGAGGUGGAGAGCAUGAGGAAGGAGGUGUCCCAGAUGACCAAUGAGCUGCACCAGCGUGACAUCACCAUCGCCACCCUCAGUGGCUCCGCCUCCAGCGUGGAGCGCCAGCUAAGUGGCGAGGUGGAGAGGGCAGAGCGCCGGGCGGCUGAGCUCAAGGUGACUCAGGUGCAGCUGGAAACUCUGAGGAUCGAGAACCAACAUCUGAAUGAUCUGCUGGAAAGUGUGGAGUCGAAGUCUACUAAGAAAGGGGACCCCUGCCUGGCCUCUCUGAGAGAGAGCUAUGUAUCAUCUCUGAGUAGCUUGGAGCAGGAGAACAGGCAGAUGAGACAGGAGCUAGCGGAGGUGAGAGCUCGCCUGGAGGCCUCUACACAGACCUGGCAGGACAAGCUAGACAGAUCCCUGCUACACAACCAGUCCAGGGCCGGUCCACGACAAGCACAGGACGGGAGUGCAGAGGAACUGCAGCAGAGACACAGAGAGGAGAUGUUAGCCAUGGAGGCUAGGAUGCAGAAGAACACCUCACACUACGAAGAGGAGAUCCAGCGCCUCCUCCAACAGCUGGAGGCCCUCUCCUCCUCAUCCUCACCUCACAGACACCACGGCCAGACCCUGGACCACAGGCCCAUCUCAUCCUCCUCUUCCUCCUCCUCCUCGUCCUGUAGAGAAAGCAGACUAGCCCGGGGGACAGCCUCAGCCGUUGUCUGUGUUCCUAAUGGACCUGCACCUCUACCUGUCUCUGUACCUGGUGGUGCUGAGGGCCAGUUGUCCAAUUCAGAGGAGGCUCUACACCUGCAGGCCAGUCAAGACAUACUAAACAUGGAGCGCUGUGUGGCUUCCCCUGCUGGCUCGGUGGCGUCCCGGUACCUGGAGGAGGAGAACCUGCGCUCCCAGGAGCUACUCCAGAGACUAGACGCUCACAUCCAGGGCAUGAGACAGGACAAUGUCAGGACCGUUUCUAAAUACCUGGGCCAUCCAGACGCCUCCUAACCCUCCUGACCAUCCAGACACCUCCUAACCCUCCUGACCAUCCAGACACCUCCUAACCCUCCUGACCAUCCAGACACCUCCUAACCCUCCUGGCCAUCCAGACACCUCCUAACCCUCCUGACCAUCCAGACACCUCCUAACCCUCCUGGCCAUCCAGACACCUCCUAACCCUCCUGACCAUCCAGACACCUCCUAACCCUCCUGGCCAUCCAGACACCUCCUAACCCUCCUGGCCAUCCAGACACCUCCUAACCCUCCUGACCGUCCAGACACCUCCUGGCCAUCCAGACACCUCCUAACCCUCCUGGCCAUCCAGACACCUCCUAACCCUCCUGGCCAUCCAGACACCUCCUAACCCUCCUGACCGUCCAGACACCUCCUGGCCAUCCAGACACCUCCUAACCCUCCUGACCAUCCAGACACCUCCUGACCAUCCAGACACCUCCUGACCAUCCAGACACCUCCUAACCCUCCUGGCCAUCCAGACACCUCCUAACCCUCCUGACCAUCCAGACACCUCCUGGCCAUCCAGACACCUCCUAACCCUCCUGGCCAUCCAGACACCUCCUAACCCUCCUGGCCAUCCAGACACCUCCUAACCCUCCUGGCCAUCCAGACACCUCCUAACCCUCCUGGCCAUCCAGACACCUCCUAACCCUCCUGACCAUCCAGACACCUCCUAACCCUCCUGACCGCCCAGACACCUCCUGACCAUCCAGACACCUCCUAACCCUCCUGGCCAUCCAGACACCUCCUAACCCUCCUGACCACCCAGACACCUCCUAACCCUCCUGACCAUCCAGACACCUCCUGGUCAUCCAGACACCUCCUAACCCUCCUGACCAUCCAGACACCUCCUAACCCUCCUGGCCAUCCAGACACCUCCUAACCCUCCUGGCCAUCCAGACACCUCCUAACCCUCCUGACCAUCCAGACACCUCCUAACCCUCCUGACCGCCCAGACACCUCCUGACCAUCCAGACACCUCCUAACCCUCCUGGCCAUCCAGACACCUCCUAACCCUCCUGACCACCCAGACACCUCCUAACCCUCCUGACCAUCCAGACACCUCCUGGUCAUCCAGACACCUCCUAACCCUCCUGGCCAUCCAGACUCCUCCUGACCAUCCAGACACCUCCUAACCCUCCUAACCAUCCAGACACCUCCUAACCCUCCUGACCAUCCAGACACCUCCUGACCAUCCAGACACCUCCUAACCCCCCUGGCCAUCCAGACACCUCCUAACCCUCCUGGCCAUCCAGACACCUCCUAACCCUCCUGGCCAUCCAGACACCUCCUGACCAUCCAGACACCUCCUAACCAUCCAGACACCACCUGACCCUCCUGGCCAUCCAGACACCUCCUAACCCUCCUGGCCAUCCAGACACCUCCUAACCCUCCUGACCAUCCAGACACCUCCUAACCCUCUUGACCACCCAGACACCUCCUGACCAUCCAGACACCUCCUAACCCUCCUGGCCAUCCAGACACCUCCUAACCCUCCUGACCAUCCAGACACCUCCUAACCCUCCUGACCAUCCAGACACCUCCUGGUCAUCCAGACACCUCCUAACCCUCCUGACCAUCCAGACACCUCCUAACCUUAACCCUCCUGACCAUCCAGACUCCUCCUGGCCAUCCAGACUCCUCCUGACCAUCCAGACACCUCCUAACCCUCCUGACCAUCCAGACACCUCCUAACCCUCCUGACCAUCCAGACACCUCCUAACCCUCCUAACCAUCCAGACACCUCCUAUCCCUCCUGACCAUCCAGACACCUCCUAACCCUCCUGACCAUCCAGACACCUCCUAACCUUCCUGACCAUCCAGACACCUCCUAACCUUCCUGACCAUCCAGACACCUCCUAACCCCCCCUGGCCAUCCAGACACCUCCUAACCCUCCUGACCAUCCAGACACCUCCUAACCCUCCUGGCCAUCCAGACACCUCCUAACCCUCCUGGCCAUCCAGACACCUCUUAACCCUCCUGACCAUCCAGACACCUCUUAACCCUCCUGACCAUCCAGACACCUCCAAACCCUCCUGACCAUCCAGACACCUCCUGACCAUCCAGACACCUCCUAACCUAACCAUCCAGACACCUCCUAACCCUCCUGACCAUCCAGACACCUCCUGGCCAUCCAGACACCUCCUAACCCUCCUGGCCAUCCAGACACCUCCUAACCCUCCUGGCCAUCCAGACACCUCCUAACCCUCCUGACCAUCCAGACACCUCCUGACCAUCCAGACACCUCCUAACCCUCCUAACCAUCCAGACACCUCCUAACCCUCCUGACCAUCCAGACACCUCCUAACCCUCCUGACCAUCCAGACACCUCCUACCCUCCUGACCAUCCAGACACCUCCUGACCAUCCAGACACCUCCUGACCAUCCAGACACCUCCUAACCCUCCUGACCAUCCAGACACCUCCUAACCCUCCUGACCAUCCAGACACCUCCUGGCCAUCCAGACACCUCCUAACCCUCCUGGCCAUCCAGACACCUCCUGACCAUCCAGACACCUCCUAACCCUCCUGACCAUCCAGACACCUCCUGACCCUCCUGACCAUCCAGACACCUCCUAACCCUCCUGACCAUCCAGACACCUCCUAACCCCCCUGACCAUCCAGACACCUCCUAACCCUCCUGACCAUCCAGACACCUCCUAACACUCCUGACCGUCCAGACACCUCCUAACCCUCCUGACCAUCCAGACACCUCCUAACCUUAUCCCUCUUGAACAUCCAGCUCACCUCUGGAGCGGUCAGUGACUGACCAGACAGACAGCUCACCUCUGGAGUCGUCACCAGAUAUGUGCCACUGACUGACUGACUGACCACCAACAGAGUCCAGGUUUCUCUAGUUCUAGGAGUAUUGGUGUGGCAGUUCUCUGGCUCUGUGUGUCUCUACAGACGGACCUGUUGGAAAGAUACGCUGUACAUGCGACUGGUGACAGUCUGUUGGUGAGUUAAUGUGUGUGAUUUAGUCCAGGGUGGUUUAGGUGUGUCUCUGAGCCCACUGACUCAACUCUACAGUGUCGUGGUGUGAGUUAGCGCCUGUAAAGCACUUUAGAAACGUACUGUAUUGCUAAGCCAAGUUAGUGGUGCUUAGAUUUCUCCUUGACAAUCUCUUUCCUUUUGUACCCGUUUGAGCGUCUUGUUUUUGUGUGGAUGUGGAAUGUAUUUUGGCGGUGCUGUUUGCAGUCUUUGUUUUUAUUGACAGUUUGCCUCCUGUGAUGUCAUCCAAACACCCAAGAUGGAAUGUAACUAUGUUUGUAAACAUAGAAAUAUAUAUUUUAAAUAUUUAAAACUUCAUUCUCCAA